AUGAAUUCUGGGAAGGUGGUGGGAAGCAUAAGAAUGGUGUUGGCUUACCUGAAAUGGGGUUGGGAUUUGUUGUUUCACUUGUCCUUCUUCCAUCACCGCCACCACAACUACUCCUACUCUUACUAUCCGCACGAGAACUACGAAUCCAACGACGUCGUGUCAGCAACCGCCGAAGACCUGCGGCAGUCCUCCGAAUGCGCGGUGUGCUUGUCCAAGGUGGAACAAGGGGACGAGAUCCGGGAGCUGCCAUGCCGCCACUUGUUCCACAAAGUCUGUCUCGACAGAUGGUGUCAGUCGAGGAGGCAAGCCACGUGUCCACUCUGCCGCCGUUCCUUGACUAGUACUCCGGCCACCAGCCGAGGGAGCUCCGGCGGGGCGGCGCCGGAAGUGCUUCUGUUCGACUUCGCUCGUUUUGUUUCCUCCGAUCAUGACACCCGCGACACUUGGUGGCUCCGCUAG
Linum tenue is the source of this 459-nucleotide messenger RNA. Lineage: Eukaryota; Viridiplantae; Streptophyta; Magnoliopsida; Malpighiales; Linaceae. The record is from the annotation of a GenBank genome assembly.